AUGUCAGGUAGAACACUUGCUCAAAAAAGAAAAAAACAGGAAAAUAAAAUAAAUGAACUGACGGAAGAACAAUUUACCUACAUGAUGUUGAAGGACAAACAUGAUAAGUUCAUUUAUUUAACCGAACUUACCACAAAUGAAUUUGAUUGUUUGUAUGAUUGUGUUGAACCACUUUUGCAUCUGAUCAGAUACCCUGAUUGCAAAGGUGGAGGUCUUGAGACAAAGAGCUGGAAGUUAGACACAAAAACUGAACUCAUGGCUUUUAUUACAGUUUGUAGACACUCACUACACCUCGGUAUUAUGGCUAGGAUGGUGCAAACAAGUGUGCUAACAAUUUCUAGAGCUUUUAUUGGCUGGGCUAUAUUCUUAUCCACAGUAUUUGAAUGUCUUGACCUCAAACCAUUACCUGGGUUUGUCCAAGCAUACCUUCCACAGGAAUUUUAUGACGCUGGUUAUGUGGAAACCGAGGCUCUAGGAGAUGCGACAAAAACUUGGAUAACUCAGUCAGAGAAUUAUGAUAUAAAUAAUAUCACCUUCAGCUCAUAUAAAAACCACACGACUGGGAAGACAUCUGUUUGGAUUUAUCCCCACGGUGGUCUUCUCCAUUGCAGUGACACUUACCCUGGAACAAUAUCUGAUAAGGACAUCACUGAACAAUGUGAAGUGCUGGACAAAGUGAACAAAGGAAAAAUCAUUCUAACUGACAAAGGAUUUGACAUUGCAGACCUGUGCCACCAUAAGGGACUACUACUUAAUCCCCCUCCAUUAAAGUUUGAUUCCCAGUAUGAACAAACUGACAUCAGCAAAAAUUUUGACAUUGCAACACUGAGGAUAUACAACGAAAAUUUCAUUGGACGAAUGAGACUGGACCAUCUUGAAUACCUGUUGGCCCAUGAAUCGAACUGA
Molecule: messenger RNA, 906 nt
Organism: Stylophora pistillata
Lineage: Eukaryota; Metazoa; Cnidaria; Anthozoa; Scleractinia; Pocilloporidae
Source: RefSeq, a predicted model, not a curated record